UUCUUAUUAAGCGAACAGCGACUCGGGUGUCAAGUGGAGCCCUCAGCACUGAAGACGGUUAAGUGAAAGUCUCAAGAUCGCCCAAGAUGGUUUUGUCUUGGAUAGUGUUUGUCGAUUCUUGUCGUCUGAUCAGUGUGUGUGGCUUUCUCAUUUGCUCACUGACGUUCACGUGGUACUCAUUUGCUCUUCUGAUUUGUCUUUUAGGUUCUUUGUAUCUUUUGGAUAGAGACAAGUACAAUGUGAAGCUCCUAUCAUCUGAUCAGGACUUGCAUCCACAAAAUCCAUACAAAGGGCACAAGAGAGUCAAAGGUGAAGAGCAUUUACCUGACAAUGUGAAGAACUCAUAUACAAACCUGAUCCUAAAUCAUGUGCUGUAUGACACAGAAAACUGUAAAACAUUGCAGAACUUUGAACUUGUAAAAAGAAACACUCAUUGUACGUUUGCUCGCACCGCAAUACUCUGGGGAGCUCGAGACUAUGACACUACUCUUACACUUGAAGCUAAUGUUGAAAGAUCUAUUCCCGCUCUAAUCAAGUUUUUUGCUGUUGCUGAGAGCUUACAUCUUGAUGGUUUUGUAUUUGAGCUUCCUGGUAUUGAAUUUGGAAUGGAUGUUGAAAGUUUUGGUAAAGGAGUUUAUCGUGUUUUGAAAUAUAUAUCCAACCAAGACCCAGCAGGCUAUCAUUGUAUGAAUAAAUCAUUUGUGUCACAAAUUGGCUGGUCAUUUGAAUUCAACGCUGUGCCAAUUUUUGUUACUACAUUUGCACCGUGUUAUCCUGAAAAUCAUAGCCGUUAUGCUUUUGGUGCACAAAAUGCUUUUAUUUUGCUUCAGCCUAUGUACUCAUUUGCUAUUCAUGAAAUUGGUCAUGACACCCCUACCACUAACUGGAGUAAUCCUCAGACUAUACGAGAUAAAAUACGAGUUGCUUAUAAAGAGAAUGGCCGUCCUUAUUAUAUACGCGAUACAAUAUAUUACCCAAUGGCACAUGAUGUAGUGAAGCCACUUAUUGAAGGCCCUGGUAAUGUUGUAAAGUGGUGGAAGAUUGAUGGAGAUGAUGAGCAUGGCAGCUCUUCUAUUGAUGAUUUAGAUGAUGGCUCCCAAAUGAAUGAAGCUCAAAGAACUACUGAUGUAAGUGGAGAAAUCAGAUAUGAAGAAACAAUUGAAGAAGAAGCCAAAACCUACAUGUAUAAGAGUGCUUUUAUGGAUGAAAAAGAACACAAAGAGGGAAAUGAAGACAAAAGACCUGAAUAAAAACUGUAAAAUCAUUUUUAGGUAUGCAUAAUACUGAUAUGAUUUAGAAUUGCAAUAGGGUGCCAUUGUCACAAUAGUUUAGUCAAAAUGUUUUGAGUUACAGUAUAUUUAAUUCCGUUUGAAAAUUAUUAUUAGAGUUAUUGUAUUUAGUUGAUGUACAACAUGUAUGAUGAAAUGAUACAUUAUUUGUUGGUGAUGUAUUUAAGAAAGUAA
This is a messenger RNA of Amphimedon queenslandica, 1463 nucleotides long. RefSeq lists its product as uncharacterized. The coding region runs from base 87 to 1250 and encodes 387 amino acids. NCBI's taxonomy places the organism in Eukaryota, Metazoa, Porifera, Demospongiae, Haplosclerida, Niphatidae. The transcript is spliced from 4 exons. The record is from RefSeq and is a predicted model, not a curated record.